AUGACCACAGAACAUGAUAUGAGUAAUGAAGAUUUAGAAAUAAAGGUUGAAGAAAAACAUACCGAUGAAAAGUUAUUGGUUAUUGACAGUAAAAACAAACUUGAUUCAAUUGAUGCGGGUGUAACUGAAUGCUUGGAUAAAGACGAGCCUGCUAUGUCUGUUCCUAACGUUCAAAACAAAAUUAUGGAAUCAAUCAGUAAAAUUGAAAUUAAUAUUGACCAGGCUGACCAAAUAGUUGACCAAAAUAUUACAGACCAGCCAACAAUGGAUAUUUUAACAUCUAUUAGAAACAAUGAUGCAAAUGAACAUAGUGGUAAAGAUAAAAUUAUAAAUGAAGAAUGUCUAAAUCAAAAUAGUAUGAUAUUAAAUUCUGAAAUACAUCAAAAACAUCAACCACAAAAUUACUUGAGUGAAACACUUUUGAAAACAAGUUCUAGACCACAACUCCAAGCUGCAAAAAAAACAGAAAAUCAAAUCAGAGAAAUAGCGAAAGAAAUAAUCAAACCUAUUGAUAGUAUUGAUGACAAAAUUAUAGAUACAGUUGAGGAGUUGCAAUUUCAAAUGAAAAAAGUGUGCUACCAAUGUAACAGGAUUCGUGUAUGUAAAUUUACUGUAAAUGGCCAUAAGUCUAUAUUUUUGUGCCAAGAAAAGUGUGUGGAAAAUUACUGUAAGAAAAAUAGUCGUUGCCACUUUGAAAAAAAAUGCCAGUGUUGUCAAUCAGUAAUUUUAGAAAUCAAAGAUAAGAGUUACUAUUGGCAAACAAAACAUUUUUGUUCAGUAAAUUGCUUAAGAGACUAUCAAAAAACAGUUUUUGAUUCACAUUGUAAAAACUGUAAAAAUGUUAUAACUUCAAAUGUUGUACUACAACAAUAUUGUCGAUAUAUUUCUGGUAAACUACUAGAGUUUUGCGGGGCUUAUUGCACUGAAAGUUAUGAAAAUAGAUUACGUUUAUGCAGUUUUUGUCAAAAGGAUUUAGUUGGCUGUGAAUUUGAAGAUUUCUGUUCAUCAUUUUGUCAAACUAAAGAUUAUGAAUCAAGAAGGAAACACACUGAACCAGAUAGUUCUAUUGUAGAUUAUGGUUCAAAUGAAAAAACUCAAGUCAUUGAUAUAUGCAAUGUGUGUUUCUGUAAAUUAAAUUCUUCACCCACAAAUGAGUUUCAAAUAUUAAGUCAUACAAAUAGUUUGUUUAAGUUUUGUUCAAAUGAAUGUUUAAAUAAAUUCAUUGUAUCAAAAAAGACAACUGUUCCUUGUUCAUUAUGCAAAGUUAAAAAGUUCAACAUUGAUAUGAUUUCUACCAAAAAUGUAUCUUAUAAUAGUCCUACAUAUAUAUGUUCAACAAGUUGCAUUGAUCAACAAAAACAAUUAGCAUUAUCAAAAUUAAAAAAGGUUGUUUGUGAUCACUGUGGGUUUUUAUGUCCUGCAUAUUAUAAUACAUUUCAUAUUGGAACAACCUACUACUUCUGUAGCCAAAAAUGUUUAAAUUCAUUUCAACCCGAAAAAAACCGAAAAUCCGAGCCAAAAUCUAAAUAUGGAAAAGAAUCUUCAGCUUCACAAAUAUCUACUCCGCAGUCUGCACUUAAAGAAUAUAAUAAUGUUGAUAGUGAUGGACUACAUAAUUCUCAUCAAAAAACUUUGGAAGUGAAACAAACAGUUGGUAGAAAAACAAGUCACAAAAAUGAGGUAUCUAAAGUUGAUAAAGAAGUACAAACAGAUCAAACUGUUAGUAAAGCGGGGAUAAUACCAAUUCCAGUGCCAAUAUACAUUCCAACCCCUAUGCAUAUGUAUGUAUCGCCAUAUCCAGUACCAGUGCCAUUCCCAAUACCUUUACCGAUUCCAAAUGUUAUUCCUACGCCUAAAAAUACUACUAAAGCAAUUUUGAAGGAUAUAAAGAAAAUGAGAGAAGAAACGCCAGAUGAUCCAUGGAUCCAAGAGGCUGAUGAGAUGUCUACCAUGACAUCAAAUGAUCAAAGAAAUCAAAUUAUUGAUGUUGAAGCAAACUUAGUUUCUUCUACAAUUAUGACUCAAACACCUGAUCUAAUGGAGAAUAUAUCCCAAAAAAAUAUGAUAUCUUCCCCUCAAGAUAUGUUAUGUCGACCUCCAAGAAAACGUGCACCUCGUUCACAGUCUCAGCUUAACCCAAAUUCAAAUCGCUCUCGUAUAACGGAUUAUCCUCAGGCACAAUGCAUCCCAGCAGGAUUGAUACAACAAGUUGUACAAAAUCCUCUAUACACCAUUCCGAUGUCUUUAGUUAAACCUGAAGCAAAUAUGUGUCUCAAGUAUACAUUAGGAGUUAAUGCCUGGAGGCAGUGGGCUUGCACGAAAAGUAUAGAAUUCGAGAAAACAUUAUCUAGUUAUGUGUGUGGAGUGAAAAAGACAAAUAUAUUUAAGUUGGACCUCCUGCAGUUAACAGCUAAUGAAUUAAAUUAUUGUUUGUGCUUGUUUGUGAAAGAUAUACGCAAACCAAAUGGAAGUGAAUAUGAGCCAGACACAAUUUAUUAUCUGUGUUUAGGUGUUCAGCAAUAUUUAUUCAAAAACGGACGAAUAGAUAAUAUAUUUACUGAUAUGCCUUUUGAAAAAUUUACUGAUACUUUAAAUGAAAUAACUAAAAGGUUCACUGAACUCUAUAAUGAUACAAAGUAUAUUGUUACACGAGUUGAAGAAGAGUAUCUUUGGGAGAGUAAACAGCUCGGGGCACAUUCUCCUUACGUAUUGUUAUGCACAUUGAUAUUUUUCAAUACCAAAUAUUUUAAUUUGACAAGUGUCGAAGAACAUAUUAUGCAACUAUCAUUUUCACAUAUAAUGAAGCAUUGGAAAAUAAAUCCUAACGAGCCAUCAACAUUUGCAGUUAUUCCACCUGGAACCUACAGAAACGUAAUACUGCGUUAUUAUCCUUCACAGGCCAUUGACUCACCGAAUUCUCGAAAGAAAAAAGUGUACGAGCAGCAUGAGAAUGAAGACAAUUCAUUGAGAUGUCCUGUAAAGCUGUAUGAAUUCUACUUAUCAAAAUGCCCAGAAAGUCUUAAAACAAGACAUGAUUUGUUUUAUCUCACUCCUGAAAGAUCUUGCGCACCCGAUAGCCCUAUAUGGUAUUCAACGUGUCCAUUAAAUAAAGAAUCGCUUGAAAAAAUUCUCAAUCGAGUUAAAAUGGUAAAAGAAAUCAAUGUAGCUUUGUUAUCUUCAUAG
Macrosiphum euphorbiae (potato aphid) is the source of this 3183-nucleotide messenger RNA. The record is from the annotation of a GenBank genome assembly. NCBI's taxonomy places the organism in Eukaryota, Metazoa, Arthropoda, Insecta, Hemiptera, Aphididae.